Molecule: messenger RNA, 414 nt
Organism: Debaryomyces fabryi
Lineage: Eukaryota; Fungi; Ascomycota; Pichiomycetes; Serinales; Debaryomycetaceae
Gene: FAV2
Product: Fav2p
Exons: 1
Coding region: 1-414 (137 amino acids)
Source: RefSeq, a predicted model, not a curated record
AUGGCUAAUACAGAAUUGCUUUUAGACACAUCUGCUACAACUUCAUUUACGGACCAAAUGAGUUCUGCUACUGGGUUAGAUAACUUGCAGUUAGUCACCUCAUUAUCCAUGAGUAAAGGUCAGCAUCAGGAUGCUGCUGAGAUAAGUAAUAGUGCCAACGACGAUAUUUUGGUUGCUUCAUCGUCAGCUGCAGAUGCUACAGGUUCAUUCAAAGCUAGUUCUGCACUUCGCACUUUAACGCUACAGAGCAGUGCCUCGGGUAGCUCCAGUGGUUCUGGUGAACUGUCAUCCUUGGCCGCAAAUACCGGUCUGAUGACAUCUGCUAACAUGGGUGAAGGCAACAAGUCAAACAUGAAGAUGAAAUGGGCGUAUUCAUCAUUUGUUGUAGCAUCUUUUAUCCUCGGUUGUAUAUAA